This is a messenger RNA of Somion occarium, 1703 nucleotides long. NCBI's taxonomy places the organism in Eukaryota, Fungi, Basidiomycota, Agaricomycetes, Polyporales, Cerrenaceae. The record is from the annotation of a GenBank genome assembly.
AUAGCGACGAACAGUGGUCACGAUCGCAAGAAGUCUGCGCUAUUUCUCAACUCCAUAAUAGCAGUAUUUGCAUUCAUGCAACGUCCAUUCAAUACUCUUGCUUUUUCAUCUAGGUCACCCGGAUAUCACGUUCAUUGAACCACUGGCAUCGACAUAAGGCUGGAAAGGCAAGGACAGAUGGAACUAGCCAGGCUUCCUCCCGAGCUCAUCGACAUCGUUCAACACAUCGCUCCCGAUGUCGCGACUUUGAAAAGCUGCUCUCUUACCUGCAAAGAGUGGUUCGCAAUUUGCAGGCUAUAUAUCUUUCGUAGAGUCACUCUGAACGACCAAAAAACAUUCUGCAGCCUCGAAACACUCAUCGAAGCGACGCCUGCGAUAGGCCCACUCAUCAGGCACAUCAAUAUUGAAUAUUCCCCCGCCAGAGGGCCUUUCGAAGAAGUGCUUAACACCCAGAUACCAGGGAUCGAGCCUAUAUUCGAUGCGCUCCACAUGCACUUGACGACGUUGUGCACCGUCCGACUUUGUUCAAACGAUAUAACUCUAAUGGUCGAUAAGAAAGAAUGGGAUGCUUCGCUAUUCUCUCUCGCGGCGAACCUUCACACCGUGCACACGUUGAUAAUUGAUGACUUCCAUAUGGAUGUCAUCAUGUUCCAAGAAAUUAUGUGUGCUUUUCCGAAUAUUCGCAACGUCAAAUUGUGGGACUGUUCACAUGACACAGAGCGGUUGAAGCGCAGACAACCCGUUGUCCCCUGUAAACCACGGUUCACCUCCCUGGAGGUCAGAUUUACCUACAGUCCGUACGAUGAAGUACGUCGAGACCUACGCGACUUUCUCCCAUUUAUUCUCUCGGCGGAACCUACCCGGAUCCUCCGGUCGCUUGCGCUCAAGGUGUGGCCAGAAGACGUCGCAGAUGUCGUUGAGUUCCUGGACGCGCUCGGCGCUCGAUUGGAAGAGCUCCGGUUGGAGGUGAUGUUGCAAGGUCACACUGGUAAUGCUAUGAGCCUUCGUGCAAACACCAACCUCCGCUCUCUUAUCCUUGUCUGCCCCGAAUCCCCCGAGACGUACAACGACUUGACUGCAACAAUCAGUUCACUUCAUAUUCGUAGAUUGGAGUAUCAUGUGUACGCUACCACUGAUUUUAUGUCGCUCGCCACUACCUUGGAUGGUGUGGUUUUCACAGACUUGGAGGAACUCUGUUUUGUCUGCUUGAAGCCUACAAGGCGUUUCAAACCGGAUGUGCAUCAGAGGGUCAUUGAAAAUGUUGACCGACACUUAUCCGCUUUCCACAAACACCGUGGGCGCGACAUUCUCCGGUUCGUGGAUGCGGAGUGGGAUGGAAUUCAUUAUAGCCAGGACGGGAGUCUUCGCGAAGACUCUGAGGACGAUGAAAAUGACUAUUUCGAUGGGGAUUUCGAGUUCUAUCACUCCUACGACAGUAAUUCAGAUCGCUCCUAGUACCAUCUUGAGCCCGACGGAGGCUGGUACGACAGUGAUUUAGGCACGAAUCUCAUGACAUCGGACAUUCAUUGAGCAUCCAUUGUUGAAUCUUUUGAGAGUGGCCCGAAGUAGGCUGUGUUUAAGUUACUGACCAAUCUGCCCAGAUGCAUACACAUGUAGCUUACAUGUUGCCCAUUGCAAUCGAGACAUUGAGGCUCUCCACAAAAAUCCUGCACAUAAGGCAGGUUUAUUGCGAGCGAAGCGAG